AUGUCUCCAGGGGUGACCAAUCUCACGGCCGUGACAGAAUUCAUGCUCCUGGGGUUCCCCACCCAGGGGACCAUGGACUUCUUGCACCCGCUGCUCUUCUCCCUGGUCUACCUGUGCGCCCUGCUGGGGAAUGGGCUCAUUGUCCUCAUCACCACCCUGGACCGGCUCCUCCACACGCCCAUGUACUUCUUCCUGAGGGGUCUGUCAUUCACAGACCUCUGCCUCAUCUCAGCCACGGUCCCCAAGUCCAUUGCCAACUCUCUGAGGCACAGCAGCUCUAUCUCAUUCCCGGGCUGUGUUGUCCAGGUCUUCAUGAUGGUUAUAUCAGCAAGUACAGAGUUUUACCUACUCACAUCGAUGAGCCUUGACCGCUAUGCUGCCAUCUGCCACCCUCUGCACUAUGACGUCAUCAUGAGCAGGGACAGGUGUGUGCAGCUGACAGCUGUGUCCUGGCUGGGUGGGGGUGUCAUCUCUGUGAUGCUCACAGCUGGUACCUUCUCCUUGUCCUUCUGUGGGUCCAACGUGGUCCAUCAGUUCUUUUGUGACAUCCCUCAGUUAUUGGCCAUUUCCUGCUCCGGAAAUUUAGUAAGAAAAAUUCUACCUAUCAUCAUUAGUGUGAUGUUGAAUAUGUCCUGUUUUACUUUCAUUGUCAUAUCCUAUGUCCACAUCUUCUCUGCUGUCAAGAAGAUUCCAUCCACAGAAGGUAAGGCCAAGGCCUACUCUACGUGCCUUCCCCACCUGCUGGUUGUGGUGCUGUUUCUCUCCACUGGAUGCUUUGCUUAUCUGAAGCCGACUUUGGACACUCCAUCCAUGUCUGACCUGGUCAUUUCUAUGUUCUAUACGAUGGUGCCCCCCACCUUUAAUCCUGUCAUAUACAGUCUAAGGAACCAAGCCAUGAAGUCAGCUGUGGGGAGACUGAUGAAGGGCCAUUAUUUUAGCAAAUAA
This is a messenger RNA of Talpa occidentalis (Iberian mole), 945 nucleotides long. Its product is annotated as olfactory receptor 14A16-like. Gene Ontology annotation, molecular function: odorant binding; G protein-coupled receptor activity; olfactory receptor activity. Gene Ontology annotation, biological process: G protein-coupled receptor signaling pathway. The coding region runs from base 1 to 945 and encodes 314 amino acids. The transcript has a single exon. Gene Ontology annotation, cellular component: membrane. The record is from RefSeq and is a predicted model, not a curated record. NCBI's taxonomy places the organism in Eukaryota, Metazoa, Chordata, Mammalia, Eulipotyphla, Talpidae.